AUGAAACCUGAAGUUGUCCUCUCCCUGUGCGCCUUGACGAUUCCCGGCGUGAUCAUCCGUGGGAAUGACUACCUUCCUCGCCUCGGUCCUGAUGCCACUCCCGCCUUGCCAGCUCUGUCCACAGCUGCACCGAUUCGUCGCGAUGAUCUUUCACUGCCUCAACAACAGAUUCCCAGCACUGCACCAAUCCACUCAAGCACACCACUGCCUGACAGCAGCUUUGAGUCCAGCGACGGUGCACUUGUUGGCGGCAAUGGCGCUACCCUGGAAGAGCAGAGCCAACAAACAAGUGAACCUGUGCUGUCCGGGUUCUACGUCCAAAACUCGCGAUCAAAGUACACUUCCCAAGGCCGGAAAAAGUAUCUGCCUCAGGAAAAGCCCAAGAUCCUGUCGCCCCAGGACCAGCGCCUGCCCACAGCCGAAGAGAUUUCACAGUACCUCAUCGAUCUCCAGGGUCUCAAUGAACACGACAACAACCCAAUCUCGAUACCAAUACCGUCGUCCGAUCACUUUUACCGCCCGCCUGCCACAGUUCUGCCGGACCCGGUGGUAGCCGAGUCGCAUACACAUCCGCAACUGCAGCCGCAGCCACCCAUUCCCUUUGGCGGAUUCCGCACGGCACUGCGGCCGUCGCACACUCGCAAUAUGUGGUGGGCUCAGCGGUCCCAGCAGUUGGGUGCUCUGCCCAAUGCUGGUCCGUGGGGACGGCGCUUCCGCAACGAAAUGUGA
Molecule: messenger RNA, 729 nt
Organism: Polychytrium aggregatum
Lineage: Eukaryota; Fungi; Chytridiomycota; Chytridiomycetes; Polychytriales
Exons: 2
Coding region: 1-729 (242 amino acids)
Source: RefSeq, a predicted model, not a curated record